Molecule: messenger RNA, 819 nt
Organism: Corticium candelabrum
Lineage: Eukaryota; Metazoa; Porifera; Homoscleromorpha; Homosclerophorida; Plakinidae
Exons: 3
Coding region: 67-744 (225 amino acids)
Source: RefSeq, a predicted model, not a curated record
CUUCUUACGAGUUUCCGCACAAGGACUAGACUAGAAAGUGUCUUCGCCUGCUUUACCGUCACCGUCAUGAUUGUGUUGCGAGUACUGACGUGUUUGACUUUAGUGUCGCUGUCAGGCGGUCAGACACUAAAUCUGUAUGAGAAUGUUACACUGAGUGGUGGAUGGACUGUCUACCCUAUUAGCUACGUCGUGGUGGAGAAUACAAGUGUUGCGUUAUGGUGCAAGCGGAAUGAUAGCGUCUUUCCUGUGUAUCAAAUUAGAUCGUUUGACGAAAGCUUUUUUGGAAAUGCGUUACAGAAGUUUAGGGGUGAUUCUCUGGUCAUGAUUGAACCCGAGACACUAAAACUCAAGAUUGACAGAUUCAGUAAGAAAUACGAAGGCGAAUGGCAGUGCACUAUACAAGUAAAUGAUCCUAUUCUUGGACUUGUGUCUCGCUCUGGUCCGACUCGUAAGGUGGAGCUUGCAAUUGCUCCUACCAUCAGUCAGUUUACUGCUCCUAAUACCAACUUGUCGGAUUCCGUGACGAUUACUUGUGAAUCUCCUGAAGCUAAACCAGAUCCUUCUUACCUGUUCAUCAGGCGGCAGAAAACAGGAGAGAUACUGAAAAAUGCAUCACUUACAAAAACUGUGAGCUAUACUAUUGACAAAGUCAAAGAAACUGAUGCUGGAGAAUACGAGUGUGUUGGUGAGAACAAGGCUGGACUUAGAAGCGGGACAGUAUAUUUUACAGUUCAAAGUGAGUAAGUGUUUAGUUCAGUAUGUGUGCUAGAUAGGUGCGACAGAAAUAUAUCAUAUCAUAUCAUAGUCUUUUGUUGUUAA